Molecule: messenger RNA, 1255 nt
Organism: Pseudocercospora fijiensis CIRAD86
Lineage: Eukaryota; Fungi; Ascomycota; Dothideomycetes; Mycosphaerellales; Mycosphaerellaceae
Exons: 1
Coding region: 135-1193 (352 amino acids)
Source: RefSeq, a predicted model, not a curated record
GUCAUCUGUGCGGGUCAGCAGCAUCUGACAGAUCCACUUGAAGGAGACUGCAACGUGUACUGUCGCAAGCGUACGGCUUGAGGACACAGCAGCGGCGGCCGGGUCGCUGAUGUCGCGAAUCGCCCGUCUCCGCGAUGGACGACAAGAGUGCGUUUCGUAAACCACUUCCAGCCAUCCGUACAGCGACAGACAAUUUGAAGAAUCUAUCGCCAGCCCGAUCGCGAACAGAUCCACAAGCUCCAGAGAAACAGCACCAUGACAAGUCACAUCUACACAAGCGACUCCAUUCCAGCAGUCUCAGGAGUCGAGCCUUCACGAGCUCCCGAGAACAUGGCUAUCGUCAAGCCGCGAAGGAGACUGUCCAAUCUGCAAUCGAACUGAAGCCGCCCAUCAGUUUUGAUGCUCUGCUCAGAAGAGACAAAAAGAGUCCGCACUCAAGUCGCAGAGGUAGUACUUCUCAUCAGAAUCCCCAGCAUCCUCGCGAAGUGAGUGAUGAUACCGUUCAACAGACGCAGCAAGCAGCACGGCCCAAGAUUAGGCCAGAAGAUAUCGAGAAGGCACAGAAGGAUAAUGCGAAGAGGGAGCAGGAGUUGAGAGACAGCUUGAAAAAUGUUGAGGAAGUCGCUAUGAGCUCUACGAGACAGCUGGACGAUACAUACUAUGCCAUCCUGGAGAAGGCGUCUCUUCUUCGCAAUACAGUUGCCAGUCUUCAGCAAUUGACCGAAGAAAGUCGAAGGAUGCAUGCAGCGUUCAAGGAAGAUACCGAAGGGCUUGAAAGAGAAACGAGGAAAAACCUCGAUGGGUUCGGCAAUUUCGAUCAACAGGAGAAGACCAUCAACGAACUAGUUUCUCGACUUGCCAACUCCAAAGAUCGGACGACAGAUCUGAACGAACGGCUCGAGGCUGCGCGGACCAGGGUCGCCGAAUAUGAACAACGCGAGAAAGAGAGGCAGAAGGCGAGACGAAUCCGAUACAGCGCUAUAUGGGCUAUCCUUACUGGCAUUCUGAUCUUCAUCAUCGCUGUCAUAAUCGCCAAGAAGCGAAGUGCUGUUGGCAGCCGGCUCUACAGCGUAGCUAAAGCCUUGGAUGACUUUGGACAUGAUGUUGUCGAGAUUGCAAGUCCGGUCGCGGCCAUGAUCAAUCCGACACCUACUGAGGAUUCUUAUUUGAAGGACUUGUUUGAUGAAUUAUAAAUUAUGAUACCUCGAGAGCGAAUGAACCGGCUUCAUGAACCACAGCCGUCUGUGUUUUCCCG